AUGGCGUCUGAAAUCUUCAAUGACAAGAACGCUGUUUUCAGAAAACUGAAAGCAAAGUCAGAAAACAAGAUGUGUUUCGAUUGCAAUGCAAAGAACCCAACCUGGGCCUCGGUUACAUAUGGGAUCUUUCUCUGCAUCGAUUGCUCGGCCGCUCACCGCAGUCUCGGCGUUCACAUCAGCUUUGUUAGAUCCACAAAUUUAGACUCAUGGACUCCUGAACAGCUUAGAACGAUGAGCUUCGGUGGAAACAACCGCGCACAGGUUUUCUUUAAGCAGCAUGGAUGGACGGAUGGAGGCAAAAUUGAGGCAAAAUAUACAUCAAGAGCUGCCGAUUUAUACAGGCAGAUGCUUUCUAAAGAAGUUGCCAAAAGUAUGGCAGAAGAGGCAGGUCUUCCGUCAUCACCUGUUGCAUCUCAGUCAGGACAAGCAUCUAAUGGGCUUCCUGAUGUCAAGACCAGUGAAGCUCCAAAAGAAACAUCUUUAGCAACGAAAGAAACCCCUGAAGUCUCUGCUCCCCCGAAAGCCCCCCAUACAUUUGUUACCAGUACUGUCAAGAAGCCUCUUGGUGCUAAGAAAACUGGGAAGACUGGGGGGCUUGGUGCUCGCAAACUUACUACAAAGUCAAGUGAAAGCCUGUACGAUCAGAAACCCGAAGAACCUGUUAUACCAGUGCCUUCCUCAACUAACAGCACUCCAACAACAGCUGGCUCGUCCUUUGCAUCUCGUUUUGAGUAUGUAGAAAUUGUCCAAAAUCCUGAGACGAAUCCCAAUGGCGCUCAUGUAAUUAGUCAUAUUGCUCCACCAAAGUCAUCAAAUUUCUUUGCGGAUUUUGGAAUGGACAGUAGUUUUCCCAAGAGAACUAGUUCAAAUUCCUCCAAAGUUCAAAUUCAGGAAACUGAUGAAGCGAGGAAGAAAUUCACAAAUGCAAAAUCGAUCUCUUCCGCACAAUUUUUUGGUGAUCAGAACAAAUCUGCUGAUGUUGAUGCUCAAGCCUCCUUGCAGAAGUUCUCGGGUUCCGCCGCCAUCUCUAGUGCUGAUCUAUUUGGUGACAGGGAUGAUAAUUUGCCCCUUGAUCUUACUGCAAGUGACCUUAUCAACCGACUGUCUUUUCAGGCACAACAGGAUAUCUCUUCCCUAAAAAACAUUGCGGGAGAGACCGGGAAGAAGCUUAGCUCCUUGGCAUCCAAUUUAAUGACGGAUCUUCAGGACAGAAUCCUCUAA
Molecule: messenger RNA, 1221 nt
Organism: Prunus armeniaca (apricot)
Lineage: Eukaryota; Viridiplantae; Streptophyta; Magnoliopsida; Rosales; Rosaceae
Source: the annotation of a GenBank genome assembly